UCUCUCCCUUCUUUUCCCUCCAGGAACUUCACAGUGAUUGAUCCACUCUCACGUUUAGACAUGUGCACUUGAAGCCAAAGAAGAGGCUAGCUACUAACAUACUGAGUCACUGUGUCAAAAAGACUGCAUGUCUGUGCCUGCUCUCUCUCUACUUCUCACUGUGCUACUCUCUCUCUCCCUCUCCCUCUCUUUCUGUUUCUCAUUGUGGUUGGUUCAUGUCAAUGGCAGACAUUUCAUUUGGUUUAGGAUUACUCUGACAUGUUGACAGACCAGGAUUCAGUUUCAGGGGAUGUGAGAUCUUUCAUUAACUGCUGUUCUUUUGACAAGAAGAGUUGACAAUAAUUCAACACAGCACCAUGAGUGAGUCAGUAGAAUCCACAUCAUCAUCAUCAACAUCACACCCUGUGGACAAAGACCAGUCAGCUUCCUGCCCUGCUGCUACAGCCCCUCGCAAAACAGUCCGGCUCCAGGAGAGACGGGGAUCCAAUGUGUCCCUGGUGCUGGGCGUGAGCAGUCUCAGUCUGGAAGCAGUGGAGACCCUAUGCUCCAUCUCCACUCCCAGAGAGACCAUCCUCCACCUGCUGAGGACCUCAACACGCCCUCUGACCCCCUCUCAGCUGCAGGAGGCGUCUGAAGAGACCAGCAGGCUGAACUCAGAGUACCAGAAAAUUCCUCCAAACUUUGUGAACCCUUCAGAGCUGGAUAUUCCAGGACGAGCUUUAAAGGACAGAUACAAGACCAUACUGCCAAACCCUGAGACCCGUGUGUGUCUGAGGAACCCCGCAGCAGAGGAGGCGGGUGAUACUGGGAGAUACAUCAACGCUAACUACAUAAAGGGUUACAACGGUGCACCUAGCGCCUACAUCGCCACCCAGGGCCCCAUGCUCAACACCGUGCACGACUUCUGGGAAAUGGUGUGGCAGGAGAGAUCCACCACCAUUGUCAUGAUCACCAAGCUGAAGGAGAAGAAGGAGAAGUGUGAGCUUUACUGGCCAGAGAAGGAGGGCAGCUAUGGCAGAUUUGAGCUCAGAGUGGCCAUUGUGAAAGAAUGUGAUGGCUACACAAUUCGAGACAUAAUUAUUCAGGUGGGCUCAGAGAGCAGGCAGGUGAGGCACUACUGGUACUCCACAUGGCCAGACCACCAGACUCCAGAAUGUACUGGACCUCUGCUCAGACUGGUGGCGGACGUGGAGGAACACAAGCAGUCCCACCCCGGCCUAGGAACCACCAUCGUCCAUUGCAGUGCAGGGAUUGGUAGAACAGGUUGUUUCAUCGCCAGCAGCAUUGGAUGCCUGCAGCUAAAACACACCAGUAAGGCUGACGUGCUUGGAAUCGUCUGCAAGCUACGCCUCGACAGGGGUGGUAUGAUACAGACCAGUGAGCAGUACCAGUUCCUGUACCUUACCCUGGCCCAGUACAGCCGACAGCUGGUGAACACAGACUGUGGCUCAGAGAGCCCUGUCCCUGUCCCUGUCCCUGUCCAGACUGGCAGUACUACAGGAGAAACGCGGUGACAGUGAAAGCCCAGCUGAAGCUCUGUCUUUCUGUAUGGGAGAACAAGCUUCUGGAACUCUGUCUUUCUGUAUGGGAGAACAAGCUUCUGGAACUCUGUCUUUCUGUAUGGGAGAACAAGCUUCUGGAACUCUGUCUUUCUGUAUGGGAGAACAAGAUUCUGGAACUCUGUCUUUCUGUAUGGGAUAACAAGAUUCUGGAACUCUGUCUUUCUGUAUGGGAGAACAAGAUUCUGGAACUCUGUCUUUCUGUAUGGCAGAACAAGCUUCUGGAACUCUGUCUUUCUGUAUGGGAGAACAAGCUUCUGGAACUCUGUCUUUCUGUAUGGGAGAACAAGCUUCUGGAACUCUGUCUUUCUGUAUGGGAUAACAAGAUUCUGGAACUCUGUCUUUCUGUAUGGGAGAACAAGCUUCUGGAACUCUGUCUUUCUGUAUGGGAGAACAAGAUUCUGGAACUCUGUCUUUCUGUAUGGGAGAACAAGAUUCUGGAACUCUGUCUUUCUGUAUAGGAUAACAAGAUUCUGGAACUCUGUCUUUCUGUAUGGGAGAACAAGAUUCUGGAACUCUGCUCAUGUGCUGUCUGUGGCAAUCUCAUCCCCUUGACUGUGACAGUUAUUUCAGCAUUUUUAUGGGCACGUUGGACUGGUUUGAAUUGUAUUGAAAUUCAUGAAUAAUCAUUUUGUCCAUAUUUGCUACCCUGAUAAUAAAUAUGUUAUGCCCUUGGCUUUAAUUAAUUACAGUCUAUUUGACAUUCUGAAGACAAAAUACAUACACCACAGUUCAAAUGUUUGGGGUCACUUAGAAAUGUCCUUGUUUUUGAAAGAAAAGCAAUUUUUUUGUCCAUUAAAUGAACAUAAAAUUGAUCAGAUAU
This is a messenger RNA of Oncorhynchus gorbuscha (pink salmon), 2382 nucleotides long. Its product is annotated as tyrosine-protein phosphatase non-receptor type 7-like. NCBI's taxonomy places the organism in Eukaryota, Metazoa, Chordata, Actinopteri, Salmoniformes, Salmonidae. The coding region runs from base 357 to 1514 and encodes 385 amino acids. The record is from RefSeq and is a predicted model, not a curated record. The transcript is spliced from 11 exons. Gene Ontology annotation, molecular function: protein tyrosine phosphatase activity. Gene Ontology annotation, biological process: protein dephosphorylation.